UGACGUGACAGUGACGUGAAAAUGGUGGUUUUUCGAAAGCCCUGCUUUUGAAAUAACUUUUUAAUCGCAAUAUCAACCGGAAUUAUCCAAAUCUAUUCACGCGUAAGUAACGGCUUUCUUUCACUGUAAAAUAACUGUUUUCGUAUUAGUGUCAUUGAAGUAUUUAAGGCAAUUUUUGCGCCCCAUAGAGAAUAUUUGACAUUAUUUGAGGAGAAAAAAACCGGAUUAAUUUUGUGCUAAACGACGUUGUCUGAGCGGCGUGUUUAUAAAAGCCGCAAGGAUUUUGUGGCGCAAAAAAUCGGACUUUUGUAGGCGCAAUAUUUGCCUCAUGUCUAUUUAUACAUUCGGAACAACAAAUCCCCGCAGAAAACAUAUUUGGGCUGGUCAAAUUAAUUCAGCCGACUGGUUUGCUUUCGUCAUUGCCAAUUUGGCAUUAAGUCCAACUUGUGUUAAACGGUGUUAAAGAAAACUGCGCUCAUGUUUCAACAAGCCGGAAAACUGGUUGUGGACAACAUCGACCGUGCGCAUACUGAAAAAAAGCGGCUGCAACCGCAGUUCUUCAUGGCGGUGAUAGUAGGAGAUUUGCAGGAAAUCGACCGCCUAAUCGAGCUGGGCGUGGAUCCCAACGCUGUAGGCGACGAAGGUUUGACUGCUGUCCAACUAUGCACCGAACAAGCUCAUCUGCUGGUGCUCAAGCAUCUGUUGAGACACAGAAACGUCAACUGCAACCCACACGGAAAAGAGCUCAAUGGCGACAGCCCCCUGAUGGCGGCGGUUGCUCUGAACCGAAACCCCUUUGUAGACCUCUUGCUCCAACAUGGCGCCGACCCCAACAUAACUAAUAACUUUGGUCGAACGCCACUACAUGAGGCUGUCACCAAACAAAACAUUGAAAUGGUUGGCCAGUUGCUGUUCGCCAAGGCCAAUCCGAAUGUGGAGGAUGUGUUUGGGAACACGCCCCUAUCAUGGAGCCUCAUUGAGUACCCUUGCCGGGAGAUGGCAAUCCUGUUGCUCAAAUGGGGAGCCAAUCCGAACCAGCACAUCGUCCGGCCACAGCCCCUAUUGACAGAGCUGACUUUAAACUGUCACUCUGCAGAGGCUUUGGGGAUGGUAGAGCUGCUGGCCGCCCAUAAAGCUGAUAUGAACGUGGUGAACUCGAUUUCGGGUCAGUCGGCGCUCCAUAUGGUCUCUAUAACGGGGUACCUGCCUCUGGCUGAGCUUCUUUUGAAUUUGGGCGCCGCUCAGAGUUUGAAGGACCGUUCUGGGCGCACUCCUCUUGAUUUGGCGAUCCAACACGGACAAGCAGAUCUCGUGGCCUUCUACAAGGAGCGCAACAGUUUGCUGAAGGAUGCCAUGGGUAGCACCUGUUUGGUUACUGAUCGGAAGUCAUCAGAAGCAGCAGUGGCAGGGAGAAAGCCGCGUAAUGUGCGCUUUUCCAAACACCACGCCACUGAGUCUGAGGAUUAGUAGCUUUUCCACCAUUUUUAGACCUGAUUGGGUAACAGCUUAACGAUUUCUUUUGUAUGCUAGCGCGCAUCUUCCUAUUAAUAGCCCAUUGGAAAUAAAUUUAUCCAGAUGC
Dendroctonus ponderosae (mountain pine beetle) is the source of this 1579-nucleotide messenger RNA. RefSeq names its product ankyrin repeat domain-containing protein 27. Bases 478 to 1467 code for a protein of 329 amino acids. Gene Ontology annotation, molecular function: protein binding. The transcript has 5 exons. Lineage: Eukaryota; Metazoa; Arthropoda; Insecta; Coleoptera; Curculionidae. The record is from RefSeq and is a predicted model, not a curated record.